AUGGAGAUAGAAGAGGUGAUUAUGGACAAAGCAGACUUGAUGGAGAUAAGACAGAUAUCUGGGGGUAGGUAUGAUCUGAGGAAGAGAACUGGGGCCAUGUGGAAGAGGACAGAACCAAGUCUGAGUCGGCUAAGAAGUGCACCUGAAGUAUCUGGGGAACCGCUUAGGGCUGUAUCUCUUAAAAGAAGCAGAGAGUUGGUGAUAUAUGAAGGAGGCCAGAAAGCUGAUGAUGCAGGAAAGCUGGGAUUUAUGGAUAGAUGGCACUUGGAAAAACCUGUUGGCACUAGAGGUGGGUUACUAUUACUAUGGGAUAAUUCUACUGAGGUGAGACAAAUUCUGGGGAAUGAGUUUUGCAUUCAAGUGGAAAUAAAAGGUGAAGGGGUCUCUGAUUGGUAUUGGAUGACUUUUGUGUAUAUGAGUACUGAUAGAAGGGAAAGGGAACACCAGUGGACCUUUUUGGAAGAUAGCAAGGAGCAAUGGGGUCCAUGUUGGUUAAUAGCUGGUGACUGGAAUGACAUUGUUGAUAAUGAGGAGAAAAGGGGUGGUGUGAGAAGGAGAAAUAGCAGCUUUGUGGGGUUUCAGGAGUUUAUUAUUAAUAUGCAGAUGCAAGAAGUGGAUCAACUGGGAUCUUUCUUUACUUGCGGGAAUAACAGAGAAGGGGAUGGCUAUGUGGAGGAGAGAUUGGAUAAAAUAUUUGUGUCCUUUGAGUUGGGGGCUAAAUUCCCCAACAUGGUGGCUUCAAAUUUCUACAGAUCAGCUUCUGACCAUAAUGUUCUUCUGUUUGAUACUGAUAAGGAGUUGGAAAGGAGACACAAAAGGUUCUAA
Messenger RNA from Striga asiatica, 825 nucleotides. NCBI's taxonomy places the organism in Eukaryota, Viridiplantae, Streptophyta, Magnoliopsida, Lamiales, Orobanchaceae. The record is from the annotation of a GenBank genome assembly.